Morone saxatilis (striped sea-bass) is the source of this 2428-nucleotide messenger RNA. RefSeq names its product gamma-aminobutyric acid type A receptor subunit delta (gene gabrd). Gene Ontology annotation, cellular component: neuron projection; membrane; synapse. The transcript is spliced from 9 exons. Gene Ontology annotation, biological process: chemical synaptic transmission; signal transduction; nervous system process. The coding region runs from base 326 to 1711 and encodes 461 amino acids. Lineage: Eukaryota; Metazoa; Chordata; Actinopteri; Moronidae. Gene Ontology annotation, molecular function: extracellular ligand-gated monoatomic ion channel activity; GABA-A receptor activity; neurotransmitter receptor activity. The record is from RefSeq and is a predicted model, not a curated record.
UGCUGGAGGACAGGCGGCGGCGGCGGUGGAUCGGCUCGUUGUUGCGGUCGGACGGAGAGUUUUGCGUCUCCUCGGUGCGCUCUCUUCUCGUGCGCUCCUGCAAGCGGAGGAAUUUGGGGACUGAACAUGGGGUCAUCAUCACCAUCACCAUCAUCUUCAGCAUCAGCAUCAGCACCAGCACCGCACUUUACUUUGUUCGCGGCAGCGCCGGAUCACGACGACAGCGCACUAAAAUAAAAAACUCCGUGGCUUUUGUCGUCGAUUUCCUUUCCUGGAAACUUUUCUUAUUUCUUUCCCCUCAAUUAUUUAUCGCAAAGCGUGUGGAAUGGAGGUUCCAACUUUCUUCCUGUCGUGUCUUGCUCUGCUCUUCGUUGGAGGCGAUAUUUUCACCAGGGCCAUGCUGAGUGACAUUGGGGACUAUGUAGGUACAGACAUUGAAAUAUCCUGGUUACCUAAUCUGGAUGAGUUAAUGAAGGGCUAUGCCAGAAAUUUUCGCCCUGGGAUAGGAGGUCCACCAGUGAACGUGUCCAUGGCUAUCGAAGUGGCCAGCAUUGACCACAUCUCUGAAGCCAACAUGGAAUACACCAUGACCGUGUUCCUGCGGCAGAGCUGGCACGAUGACCGCCUGUCCUACAAUCACACCAACAAGACGCUGGGGUUGGACAGCCGAUUCGUGGACAAGCUGUGGCUGCCCGACACUUUCAUCGUCAACGCCAAAUCUGCUUGGUUCCACGAUGUCACUGUGGAGAACAAGUUGAUCCGCCUGCAGCCCAACGGAGUCAUUCUAUACAGCAGCCGAAUCACUUCGACAGUGGCAUGUGAUAUGGACCUGACCAAGUAUCCCAUGGAUGAACAGGAGUGUAUGCUGGACCUGGAAAGCUAUGGUUACUCCUCAGAGGACAUUGUGUAUCACUGGUCGGAUAGUCAGAAACACAUCCAUGGCCUGGACAAACUAGAGCUCUCCCAGUUCACCAUCACAGACUAUCGGUUCGUCACUGAGAUGAUGAACUUCAAAUCUGCGGGGCGAUUUCCGAGGCUCAGUCUUCGCUUCGAGCUGAGACGAAAUCGAGGUGUCUACAUCAUCCAGUCAUACAUGCCUUCGAUAUUACUCGUUGCCAUGUCCUGGGUGUCCUUUUGGAUCAGCCAAUCAGCAGUACCUGCUCGUGUGUCCUUAGGGAUCACAACUGUUCUCACCAUGACCACACUGAUGGUAAGCGCCCGCUCCUCCCUGCCUCGAGCAUCCGCCAUAAAGGCCUUAGACGUCUACUUCUGGAUCUGUUAUGUGUUUGUGUUUGCGGCUCUCAUUGAGUACGCCUUCGCUCACUACAACGCUGACUACCGACUCAAAGAGAAGGCCAAGGUGAAGGCCAACAAGCUCAGCUCUGAGUCCAUUGUAAAGAACGGCAAACAAGCUAUGGUUCUGUUUUCCUUGUCGGUCACCGGCAUGAACCAGAGCGUGAUGAUUUCCAACCGCCAGGGGCGGGCCCAACGCUCCAGCACUGAAAUCCCUGGGGAGGGUGGCAGCGAGGAGGCUGAGCCCAGAAGAAGAAGGUCUAGGCAGCCGGAAGAGAACAAGGAGGAGAAGAAGUGCUGUUCCAAGUGCGUCUGCAAGCCCAUUGAUGCCGACACCAUCGACAUCUACGCCAGGGCCGUGUUCCCUUUCACUUUCGCUGUGGUGAAUGUGAUCUACUGGGUGGCGUACACCAUGUGAGAAUGGAGGCAACAGAUCUGUGCGAAUGGCUGCCAUCCAGGGCUGUAUAUAAGAAACUCCUGGAGCUGUGCCACUUCAGUGCUGGCAGACUGGUGCAGCUGAAACAGCAGGCCUCAGAGGGGAAAAAAAAAACCUUCAGAAGAAAUGAAGUGUCACAGCCUGUGAAUAUGGAAAUAUGGUAAUUAAUGGAAGUAGUUAUGAGUUUAGAAAGUGUUAACAGGACUUCAUAUAUUUAAAUACAAAUACAGAAAUGUAUUGUAUAAAGGCAAGGGACUGUGUUGCCUGUUGGAGGUUCACAUACACAGUAAAUACAGUUUUAACAAACAUCCUGUUAUAUGAACUCAACACAGGACACUAUGACAAAUCAUCCUGCUUGAAUACCUGCAGUAAUGACCACAAGCUCACAUCUUGCAAACACAAAUAAGCAUAGUUAACUUAACUAACUCAAAGCCACAAUCUGGAGUGAACCGCCUGUUAUCUCAAAAAGCAAAAGUGCCGCCCAAACUAGAGGAUAACAAGAUGAGGUGUACUACUAUUCUGCAUGGCUGAUAACUCACUCACCCUCUUCCCUCGCCAGCGCCACCCCCCCUCUUCCUCUCUCUCCUUUGGUCCUCCACCUAUUUUUUUUUUUCAAUUCAUUUUUCGUUUGGGACACCGUCUGGAGUGUCUUAUCUCCUUCUGCCAGUUCUGCCUGUUUCCUCACCAUUAAAGGACUUC